GACGACAGAGUGGGAAGAAGAGGAAAAGAAGGAAGAAGAAGAAGAAGAGGGGGAAAAGCAGGAGGAAGAGGCGCAGAGGGGGCAGAGACCGACAGACCGAAAGACCGAGAGAUGGCCACCGGAGGGAUCACCACACUCCCGGCCGCUCCGGACGCCGAAAACAGCAGCUUUCCCGCGGGCAGCUUCAGGGAUCCCAAGCGCCUGUACUGCAAAAACGGAGGAUUCUUCCUGCGGAUCAACGCGGACGGACGAGUGGACGGAGCCCGAGACAAGAGCGACCCGCACAUUCGUCUGCAGCUCCAGGCGACGGCGGUGGGUGAAGUGCUCAUUAAAGGCAUCUGUACCAACCGUUUCCUGGCCAUGAACGCAGACGGACGACUCUUCGGGACGAAAAGGACCACAGAUGAAUGUUAUUUCCUGGAGCGCCUGGAGUCCAACAACUACAACACAUACAGAUCCCGCAAGUAUCCCGACUGGUACGUGGCUCUGAAGAGGACCGGCCAGUAUAAAAGCGGCUCUAAAACCAGCCCGGGACAGAAGGCAAUCCUAUUUCUGCCUAUGUCGGCUAAAUGCUGA
Molecule: messenger RNA, 576 nt
Organism: Danio aesculapii
Lineage: Eukaryota; Metazoa; Chordata; Actinopteri; Cypriniformes; Danionidae
Gene: fgf2
Product: fibroblast growth factor 2
Exons: 3
Coding region: 112-576 (154 amino acids)
Biological process (GO): positive regulation of gene expression; regulation of cell migration; fibroblast growth factor receptor signaling pathway
Cellular component (GO): cytoplasm
Molecular function (GO): growth factor activity; fibroblast growth factor receptor binding
Source: RefSeq, a predicted model, not a curated record